Cataglyphis hispanica is the source of this 473-nucleotide messenger RNA. RefSeq lists its product as uncharacterized. The transcript is spliced from 3 exons. Lineage: Eukaryota; Metazoa; Arthropoda; Insecta; Hymenoptera; Formicidae. The record is from RefSeq and is a predicted model, not a curated record. The coding region runs from base 110 to 427 and encodes 105 amino acids.
GAGGCACGACGUACUGUUAUUAGGAUCGCUACGCGCGCCUCGGAGGAGGAGGAGGAGGAGGACGGGCAGUCGCCGGUAUGUUUCCACGUUCCACUUCGCGGGAUACGGGAUGCGGGAUCAGUUCGAGCGUACAUCGGAUUCGGUAUCGCGACGACGUCAUUGGCAGGGUUUGAGUACAACUUGCAUCUUGACGAAGCUGCCGACGGAAGAUGUCGUCUGCCGAUCAUCUCGGAACGUGAGUGACAAGCUGGAUCUUGGUAGCGCGUCGAUCGGCGAGGAGUUCCUGGAUACUUUAGAAAUUUUGCAACCACGGAGGACACUAACAACAUGUCUUACCUCGCUCUGGACUCCAACGCCUGGCAGUAUCAUAGUAUGCAACUAUGACGCACGAGCCAUUUUCGAAAGCGUAAAACGGGAUAGCCAAUGAAAGAUGCGACUAGGAAAACGAGGUAGAAAUACGGAAAUACAUCGAG